Oenanthe melanoleuca is the source of this 5518-nucleotide messenger RNA. RefSeq names its product diacylglycerol kinase epsilon (gene DGKE). The record is from RefSeq and is a predicted model, not a curated record. Bases 409 to 2073 code for a protein of 554 amino acids. The transcript has 11 exons. Lineage: Eukaryota; Metazoa; Chordata; Aves; Passeriformes; Muscicapidae. Gene Ontology annotation, molecular function: ATP-dependent diacylglycerol kinase activity.
CGCGCAUCCCGCGGCGCCGCUGGAGCCCGCCGAUCCCCCGGCCCCGGCCCGGCUCCGCCGCAGCUCCCGGGCGGGCCGAGGGCCGGAGCUCGCAGGCCGUGCACCCGCGGAGGGGCCAGCGGCGAGGGGCAGCCGGGGCCGCGCGGCCGCGCCCUCCCAGCGCUGGGGACAGCAGGCGGAGCAGCCCGGGGGCGGCCCGGCUGCGCAAGGCCCGGGCGGGCGGCGGAGGAGCCCCGGGCGGAACCCCGCGGUCGGCCCGAUGUGGCGCAGGUCGGUGCCGAGCGCUGAGGAGGGAUUAGAAGAUGGUGCGUGAGGCUGCGCGUUGGCUCCCUGGGCGAAGGGGCCGUUCCGGGGCUCGGCCCGCCGCCUGCCCGAGAGGUGCGAGGGGUUAGGCCGGGAGGCGCAGCCAUGGAGGGCUCGGGCGAUGCCGCCCCGGCCGUGGCCGACUGGCGCCUGGCCGUGGGGACCCUGUGCUCCGUGCUGCUGCCCGUGCUCAUCACGGCGUGGUGCAGCUUCCAGCGGUCCCGGCGGCAGCUGCUGAUCCGCGACAUCUUCCGCAAGAGCAAACACGACUGGCACUACACGGACCUCUUCGGGCAGCCCUCGUACUGCUGCGUGUGCGCCCAGCACAUCCUGCGCGGCGCCUUCUGCGGCUGCUGCGGGCUGCGCGUCAGCGAGCGCUGCCUCAAGAAGGCGGACCAGCGCUUCCUCUGCAAGGAGAUCAUGAUGAGGGGCACGGCGGGAGCCCCCAGCUCCAUGCCCCACCACUGGAUCAGGGGCAAUGUCCCUCUCUGCAGCUGCUGCAUAGUCUGCAAACAGCAGUGCGGCACGCAGCCCAAGCUCUGCGACUACAGGUGUGUAUGGUGUCAGUACACUGUGCAUGAUGAAUGCAUGGUGGAUUGUUUGAGGACUGAGGAUUGUACAUUUGGAGAAUUCAAAGACUUAAUUAUUCCGCCCUACUACUUGUCUGCAAUCAACCAGAUGCGGAAAGAGAAAAGAAGCAGUUCUGAAAAGGUGGUCCCUUAUGACAGGAAACACUGGAUGCCAGUAAUGGUGCUGGCUAAUACACGCAGUGGAAACAACAUGGGUGAAACUUUACUAGGGGAAUUUAAAAUGCUGCUGAACCCUGUUCAGGUUUUUGACCUCAGCAAAAUUGGACCUGCUAAAGCUCUCCAGCUCUGCACUUGGCUGCCUUGCAACUCUGUCAGGGUUCUGGUCUGUGGUGGGGAUGGCACAGUGGGCUGGGUCUUGGAUGCAAUUGAUGAAAUGAAGAUAAAGGGGCAAGAACGAUAUAUUCCACAAGUUGCAGUUUUACCUCUGGGAACAGGGAAUGACCUGUCUAAUACACUGGGCUGGGGUGCAGGUUAUGCUGGAGAAGUCCCUGUAGAGCAGAUCUUACGAAAUGUCAUGGAGGCAGAUGGAGUCAAACUAGACAGAUGGAAGGUUCAAGUGACAAACAAAGGAUACUACAACUUAAGGAAACCAAAGGUAUUCACAAUGAACAACUACUUCUCUAUAGGACCUGAUGCUCUUAUGGCUUUAAAUUUCCAUGCUCAUCGUGAGAAAACUCCCUCUCUGUUUUCCAGCAGAAUAAUCAAUAAGGCUGUUUAUUUUUUUUAUGGAACCAAAGACUGCUUAGUACAAGAAUGUAAAGAUCUUAACAAAAAGAUUGAGCUAGAGUUGGAUGGUGAGAGGAUUGAGUUGCCCAAUUUGGAAGGCAUCAUUGUGCUGAACAUUGGAUACUGGGGAGGUGGCUGCAGGCUCUGGGAAGGAAUGGGGGAUGAGCCCUAUCCCUUGGCGAGACAUGAUGAUGGACUUCUGGAAGUUGUUGGUGUUCAUGGUUCUUUCCACUGUGCCCAGAUCCAGGUGAAACUGGCAAAUCCUGUUCGCCUGGGGCAGGCACACACAGUGAGGCUGAUCCUGAAGAGCUCCAAGAUGCCGAUGCAGGUGGAUGGGGAGCCCUGGGCACAGGGGCCCUGCACUGUCACCAUCACUCACAAGACCCAUGCUCUGAUGCUGUACCACUCUGGGGAGCAGACAGAUGAUGAUGAUGCCUCCAGCCUGUCAGAGUGACACCACAGGAGCUGGAUAAAGACCUGAAGAUUUUGUGGAUUUUCAGCGAGGAACUUCAGCUCAUUAAAGCACUGAUGUCUGAUCUAGAUUGAGGUUUAUGAACUAAGGUUCAUACUUGUGAAUGAAUUAGAGCUGAGGAAAAAGCCAUCUUUUGCACUCAUGGAAAUUUUCACAGCUGAAUUACCACAACUGUUUUGCUUUUGACUUGGUGGGGAUGCCCUCCAACCUUUCCAGCUGGAAUGUGUUCCUCUAAUGGCUGAAAAGGGACAGAUACUGUAACCCUUCCUUGCUGUGGAAUCAGGUCUUCUGCACAUACACAGUACAGUGUUUCAGAGAGAUGUUUCAUACCCUUGGAAGGGGAACAACUGGGGGUUUGACCUGCUUCCACCUGCCCCAGAGCAGUUCCAGAGCAGAAAACCAGACCAAGCAGAAUGUGGGUUGGUGUUCUGACAGCAGCCUUCUCCUGGCUGCCAUCUCUGCUUGGGAGCAAGAGCAGUAACUCUGUCACCUGCUUGUGCAAUGCAUUUCUAAUAAGCUUCACUGGGAGAGUAGAGGAUCUGGGAGCUCUGAGGAAGGUACUCAGCAAGAAAAUGGCUUUUGGACCAAAGGUUUCUGGAAAUGAUAUUUAGGAAAUGACCUUUUUCAGUGGCUUUGCAAGCCAAAGAGUACCCUGAGGUCUUGAGUCCCAACAUACAACUCAAAAUAAUUGUACCAUGACUUGCACUGAAUGAUCCUGUGACUUGACUUUGCUUCAGUUUGGUGAGAGACUAAUUCUAGUUAUUGUAAAUAGCAGCAUCAUAGUUCUUGGGGAGGUUUUUCAGAGAAAAACUUGGACAAAGGAGCAUCUUUUUUAGCUGUUUAGAGGAAAGGAUUUUAAAGAAAAAAUGAUGAUUGGCAAAUGUGGAGUAUUUUUAAAAGAUUUGUUAAAGAACUUGGCUCAUAAUUAUCUGAGAAUGAUUGAUAGUAAGUCAGUCUGUUAACUGAAUUUUAAAUGUGGGGGUUGAGAGCUAAGUGUGCAGAGGUGGCAUUACUGUGUAUAAUUUGGAAAAAAAAGCAUGGAAGUAUUUGUUUUCUGACUGGCUCUUAGGGGGUCAGAGAUACCUUGUUGGUUACCCUCAUUUCCCUUAUGGAUAUAAAUUGGGGAAAAAAUGAGUGGUUGAUGCUGAUAGUGGAGGUUCAGAACACCUGCAGCAGUACACAGGGACUGUCAGCUUGGCAUAUCUGAAGCUUCUCAGGUUAAAAGCUUCUCAGGUGAAAACAUCUUCAUGGUUAACAAAAGUAAAAGAUCUUAUUCCUGUUGUUUUUAUUGUAAGAAUUAUAAGCCUGCAGCAGGUGAGAACUGAGUUGAGGUUUAAAAUAUCUCACUGAGUAAAUUCAGUUUAGUUACUGAAGGUGCUCAUCCAAGUAGGAACAGAAUUUAUCCUGUGUAAGCCGAGAUCAUAAGAAGGUGAGAGCUUUGGUCUGAACUUUGAAUGUUGCUGCUUUUGUCAUCCCCCAUUUUUGAAUUUUUUUUUCUUUAUGCUGAUUGAAAAUGAGACCACUGGGUAAAGUAGGCUGUGUUUCUAGGUUUUUUUAAAUGAAACCAUUUUUCAAAAACCUGUAAAAUGAUGUUUGCAUUAACAGUGAACAAUCUAUUUAUAUUUUAAAAUAAUUUAUUGAAACUUGGCAAAGUCAGUAUUUUUAGAACUUUCAACUGUAUUCCUCUUUGCAAAGUAUUUUUAACUUGAUGGUGUUCCUUGUAGAAAAUGUAUGUACUAGAGCUUCAAUACUACUGAUUCUCAGUGAAUCUAUAGCAGUCUGAAAAUGUGAUUAGAGUGUAAUGAACUGUAAAGCAGAAGCCAUUUGUAAAUUCCAUAUUCAUUAGCCUUAUGCACCUCACUUUAUUUUAUUGUAUGUAAAUAUAGAUGAAAAAUAAUAGUAAAACAUAUGUAAAAAGUGUUUAAAAUACCCCAAGUGUACUAUGUUAGAUGAAUCCAUUACCUUUUUUUAAGUUAAAAACUUAAAUUUGUAUUAGCUUCAGAAAUCUACCAAUUAAGUUAUUAUUUUUUUAAUAACUUGUAACCAUCAGCAUCCUGAAAGUAUUUAAGUUCUAUGCUGUAGUCCUUAUGUAGCUGCUGUUUACAACUAAGGAGGAAUCUGUGGAAAAGCAGGGUAUGUGCUGUGAAAGGCAAUAUUUGAAAUCACACCACUUUAAAUUAUUCAUAAACUUUAAACUAUUCAUAAAGCAGUUUAGAGUUCUCUGAAGUUGAUCAGAUGAUAAUUCAAAUUGCUUUAUAGCCCAAGAACCUUCAACUGUUGAAAAACUUCACUCUUUUGACUCCUGACAUCUAGAAAAGAAAUAAUAGAUGCCUAGGUUGGAAGUCUCCCUGUGUUACCACGUGUGGCACAGUGGGGGCUGCUUGUGCUCCCUCUCACUGCACCUUGCCAGGAGUGCAAUCCAAGGUGUGAAAUCCUCUGGGAAAGGUAAAUCCAUCAUUCCUGCUGAAGAAACAAAAUAGCAUCUAACUGGGUGCUUGUUUGGGAAAGCCCCUGCUAAAUGGCCUUGUUUUUGGAGGUGAAGAAGUUUGUGUCUCACCAAUGGACUCUAAGUGGAAAUGUGGUUGUGGUGGCUAUGGGGAGGCCUCUUGUGAAAUUGUAUUUAUGGUUUAGAGAACAUUCUGUAAGAUUGAAUGUCCAUUGUGACUCUGUAGCUGUCAUAUGUGUGGCAAAAAAAGGUCUUGUAAAACAGCUCUGGAAUCUGUGGGAAGCCUUUCUAUUUCCAGCUGGUUUUUUAUUUCAAUGUAUCCUCUUCCCUGGUGUGUUGCAGGUUGGGUUAAAGCUUGUUUUGAAUGAUUUUGAUGGAGCUGUUUCCAGAGUUUGGCGUCAGCAAUGGGCUCCCAGAUUGUCUGGCAGCAGGAAAUGGACUUGGCUGAUUGGUAACAGAGCUGGAGCUGCCCAGUGCUGUGGUGUGCAGUGUGCAUUGUGAAUGUGAACUGCUCCAUGCUUUUUAAAUGUUGUAGGUGCAUAGAGCACCCUUUCAAACAGCUACUCCAUCCAGGGAGUUACUCCUUGUAGGCUGGAACCCUGGAAAUCCCCAGAGUAUAUUCUCUGUCUGGGAGAGGGGAUUCUGCAGCUGGAGCUUCUGUCCUGCACUGAAGAGUUUUCCUUUUUCCUGUAAAUCAUAAACAUUGGAAAAAUAGAGAAAAAAAUAUUUCAAAAAGUCAAAUAACAAAUUGUUUCUUCUGUCAGUCUUCAUAUAUGAUUGCUUUGUGUAAAAUGUACAGGGUAAACAAUAGCAUUGAUUGUCAAGCACUUAGAAGUGAGUUUAUAAAGUUUAUUUUUAAUUUGUAUUGCUGCAUCCAGUAGUUUAACUGAAGUUUGGUCAGAUUCUGAUAACUUUCUUUACUGUAGGUUCUCAGUCCUGUGACAGGCAAUACAAAAAACAUAAAUCUGCAUGGAGAGCCUU